CGCCGGUGCUCAGUUAGCGAGUUAGGUACCUAGGUCAGGUACCUGACCGACGGAUUACAACUACACCCUGAGGCUUGGCACGGCCGAGCUCCCACGCGGGCCAUUUCGCUCCUAGUCAUCGUCGCGUUUCGUCAUCUCUGCCCGACCGCAUCGCAUCGGCCAUCUGUUGCAGCUUGCAGUUUUGACACGCUGUUUUUUUUUGGGCGCAAACGAACAAACACGCUACCUAAGACCAGGGUGGAUUUUGUGCUGCGUGUGUCCUCUCACAAUAACUAUUGCGGCCGUGUCAUGCGCAUGUCAUUGCCAGGUUUUCAUGUAGGUCGCUUGGCCUGGCUUUCGGUCGGCUGUUUAUAAUGGCCGCGCUUUCCGUACCCCGUGAUUCCCACGCUGACUGGCAACGCCCCUUGCAGCCGACGCGAGCACAACAACUUUGAGAGUCUCGCAUCUCGAAGCCCUAAUACACCGUUACAACAUACUGCGAUUCCUUUUGCUGCCUUGCAAAACACCACACCAUCGAACCUCCAAAACACUAGACAAGCGGAAUCUGGGAACCCUGAUCGGACGCUUUUGAAAAGCCAUGGCAUCGUUCAUCGAAGGCCUGUGGCAGUCCAUUUUCACCCCCGGCCCGACGCCGACGCUCCUCGUCGCGACCAACGCCACCUUCGCCGCGCUGCAGGUCCUGCUCGCUGUCCUGCUCCUCGCAACCUACAGCAUCCACUUCCUGGUGCUCUCGGUGCUGUGUGGCGGCCUCUGGGCCGCUAUCAACUGGUUCGCGCGCGAGCUCAAGGCGCACCAGGAACAGGAAGAAGAAAAGAAGCGGCGUGCACUCGCGGCUCGCCCGCCGCCUCCCCGAGCAGCGUCGUCGUCACCACUGGAUGAUAGCGAGACCGAGGUGGAGGCGACCAAGUCGACGCCGAGCCUUCGCAGGGCCCCCAGCCCGCCCGUGGUACCGGCAGCAAAGCCCGCGGCGGUCAGUACCGUGGUAGAGCCGGCCGAGCCGCAGGGGGAGCUGAAGCAGCGAGUUGCGGAGGAGCUGCUGCCGAGUCCGAGCCAUGGGCAUAAGAGCGGCGUCAGCACCGAGGACGAGUGGGAGAAGGUUUCGGAGAACGAAAAGGAUAAGUAACGUUGGGCAAAGGCGCGGCUGCGUCAACUCUUAACGCUGUUUGUCUCGUGGAGACGACGAGCCUUUUGGGAUGGAGCACGGCGUGGUUAGCACUCGGCGGCCGGGCAUGGUGCAGGUCGGAACCCGCCCUCCAUGCUUCAGACCAUCACUUGCGCAUCAAUGUUUUGUUUUUCUGAAGCUUGUCUAGACAACCAUCCCCGCCCCAGUACUUCAAUAUAUGUUACUAGUUAACUGGGGUGGGCUCAGCCGAGGUGUUCAACCCACCUCCUAAAAACGCACGAUUUGCAUAUCAUGAGCCAAGCUGCUGUGUGACAUCAUUGCUGGGCUUUCCUAACUCGCAAAUCACCGCUAUGUUGGCUCGGGAUCAGAUGGCGGGGUUAAUGUUCUCGAGGCGACCCACCACCAC
Messenger RNA from Thermothelomyces thermophilus ATCC 42464, 1529 nucleotides. RefSeq lists its product as uncharacterized. Lineage: Eukaryota; Fungi; Ascomycota; Sordariomycetes; Sordariales; Chaetomiaceae. The record is from RefSeq and is a predicted model, not a curated record. The transcript has a single exon. Gene Ontology annotation, biological process: vacuolar proton-transporting V-type ATPase complex assembly. Bases 578 to 1123 code for a protein of 181 amino acids. Gene Ontology annotation, cellular component: endoplasmic reticulum membrane.